This is a messenger RNA of Saccostrea echinata, 1293 nucleotides long. RefSeq names its product galactose-3-O-sulfotransferase 4-like. Gene Ontology annotation, biological process: glycolipid biosynthetic process. The record is from RefSeq and is a predicted model, not a curated record. The transcript has 2 exons. Gene Ontology annotation, molecular function: galactosylceramide sulfotransferase activity. NCBI's taxonomy places the organism in Eukaryota, Metazoa, Mollusca, Bivalvia, Ostreida, Ostreidae. Gene Ontology annotation, cellular component: membrane. Bases 1 to 1284 code for a protein of 427 amino acids.
AUGUCGUUCAUCAACAUAUUUUAUCUCAAGGGACGCAGAUUUAAAAAAUGUUGGACAUGGUUACUUUUGUUUCUAUCAGCGAUUUUUAUCAUACACUUUAUUUCUCCUUUAUCAUACACAAAUAGAUGCCAAACAAAACAGAGUAUAAUCAGAGACUGGAGCAUUAUAACGGUGGAUAAUGAAAAUGAAUUUCAAAGCAAUAACUUUAGUUUGAUAUCAGACUCCUUUCUGGCCUCCAGACGCCAGUUCAUGAAAGAGGAAAUUCGUCACGUGGCUUUCCUUAAGGUUCAUAAGACCGGAAGCUCUACAGUUACAAGUAUAAUUCAAAGAUUUGGAUGGGAGAGACGGUUAAAUUUUAUUCUUCCAGCAUCAAGUCCGAACCUUAUAAGUCAAAACGAAAGUAUCACAACCAACAACAUACUUCAUAUUGACAAAGACGAAACUUUCGACAUAUUGUGCAGUCAUGUGAUAUACGAUAAGAAGGCAUUUCAAAAAUAUUUACCAAAAGAUACAGUGUUCAUUGGAAUUGUGAGGGACCCUUUUGAUCAAUUUGUUUCUUCUGUUUACUACUAUAAAUACAGAUGGAACGUUCCCUACCUUGCCCGUCUUCCUAUUAGAUACCCUAUAAAAUACUUGCUAGAAAAUCCGAGUCAAUACGAGCCAAAGAUUUUGCAGAGUUCGUUUACAAAAAGCAGAAUGUCAGUGGACUUCGGAUUACCUCAGGAAUUAUUUCAUACAACUGAUAAAAACAAGAUUUUGCCUUAUCUUCGAAAGAUACACUCAGAGUUUAAACUUGUAAUGAUUAAAGAGUACUUCGACGAAUCUCUUAUUCUUCUUCGGAGAAUUUUGAAUUGGAAUAUGAUUGAUAUCCUUUACAUAAUCAAGAAUACGUCAAAGUACGUGCCACUGAGAGGCUAUCGGGACAGAUAUCUUCAUAAACAACACUCAUUUCUUGAUUAUUGUUUGUAUAACUUUUUUGUUAGAAUAUUCUGGAAGAGAGUCAGACAACAAGGAGAGGAUUUUCACGCCGAAGUUUCGUAUUUUCGACAGUUGAGAUCUGCAGUAGAAGACUUCUGUUCUGAAGUAAUGAAAAAGUCAGCUUUGCAUGCUCAGGUGUUUGAAGCAAAAGAAAACGAAUUUCACUCUUACAUUGUCAUUAAUAAGGAAUAUUGCAUUCUCUUAUCAAUGGACGAAGUAGAAUUUUCAAAUAAACUUAAAUGGCGACAGUUUCCACACCUUCGUCCAAUAGGAAAUCAAAAUAAACGCCCUAGGAAAAGAUGGUAGUAAAUACAA